This is a messenger RNA of Pseudomassariella vexata, 544 nucleotides long. RefSeq lists its product as uncharacterized. Bases 100 to 429 code for a protein of 109 amino acids. The record is from RefSeq and is a predicted model, not a curated record. The transcript is spliced from 2 exons. Lineage: Eukaryota; Fungi; Ascomycota; Sordariomycetes; Amphisphaeriales; Pseudomassariaceae.
UAACACGCGGAUAAGCACAAGACGAUUGCUCAUUCGGCAGUUUCUACGCUCACAGUCCUAAGCAUGAUCAAUGGGCUGAUUCUUCGGACCGAUUCUUGAAUGGCAACUGGGUAUGUCACAGCCCCUCAACCUCAAGUUCGGCAGCUCCAGAUUGAUAAAUCUUCAGGACCGGUCAGCCAGCAGCUUAAGCGGGAGCAGGACUUCUCCUUUCACUUCCUCGAUGGUCCGAUUGAAACGCAACAAGCAGCCGAGUCCACCGCAGGCAUCUUCGAACCUCCUUUUUUCAGCAAGAGGCCACGGAAGAAAAAGGUCCCUUUGACGGAAUCAUCGGCUUCUCGCAAGCAGGGACAUGUUAUUCCUCGAGAUGGGCCGAUAGUUUGGAGGAUUUCUGGCGCUGUUGACAGUAUGAUGCAAAAGGCUGUGUCUUGAUUCCGUGUUCUUGUGGGUGGGCAAAUCGAGUUACGUCCUUGGCCUUACACAAUCCGUGAUUGCUUAUCAAUGAGCUAUCCGUAACCGGUGAAUAUAGCACAAUUUUCUAAAUGGG